Molecule: messenger RNA, 8142 nt
Organism: Drosophila eugracilis
Lineage: Eukaryota; Metazoa; Arthropoda; Insecta; Diptera; Drosophilidae
Product: band 4.1-like protein 4
Exons: 16
Coding region: 827-4693 (1288 amino acids)
Cellular component (GO): cytoskeleton
Source: RefSeq, a predicted model, not a curated record
CGUAACGCACGCUGCAGCGGAACUAGUGGAUUUUGGUUCGGAUCGGGAUUCGCUAUAGUUUGGGUUUCGGCUUUCGUCGGGUUUAUCGGUCGGAUUGGUCUGCUUGAUCGGUUGGCCAACUGCAAGCCCAGCGGUUUUUCGGGCCCUGCAUUCGGCAGUUGUGAUUGAUGGACUGCAGUUGUUCCGCAAACUCUGACCUCUGACCCGCAGACAAUCAAACUCAGUGACUUCGAAAAGGGCUCUUUUUAUGAGGGUCUCUUGACCGAUUCUAAAAAACAGCCAUCAAAUAAAAAGUUCAAUUUCGGCUUUUUUUGUUGCCGGUUUUUCGGUUUUUCGGUUUUAGCAUUCCGCAUUUCGCAUUUCUCGAGCUUGUCGACGUCGUGUGCGCGGUCUUCAUAAAUUAUACAAGAGCGCAUUUUGCGAACGACUUGCAAAUAAAUAAGCAUUUACGCUUUUAUUAUUGCCCAGAGUGUGUGUGUUGUUGGUGUGCGAGUGUGUGUUUUUGGAGCAGCGGCCGGAGUUCUUCGGAAAUCGCUCCCAUGUGGCGCAAAGGCGGAGGAAUAAAAUAAAACCGAACCGAGGGUUCCCCACUUAAAAUAUCAUUUUUGCAUACAAUCAACAUCUAGCCAUAAAAGUGUGUGCGUCCUAUAAAUAUUGCGGAUCCGCUCUGAUUUGUGUGUGUUGAUAAGCCAGUGAUUGCCAGGCAUAAAGCUCCAGUGCCUGCCGCCCCUUCAGAUAUCUCGAGCAGAAAAUGUCCCACCAUUUGCGAUACACCGCGGCGUAUACUUAAUCUUGUCAACGGGCCCAAAGCACGGCUAAAGCAAACAUGAACUGCCUUUGUCGCCCAUCACGGAUUAUGUCCGUGCGCAUUAAUUUGCUGGAUGAAACCGAGUUUAUACACGAGAUCAAGGAUGAUUUGCCCGGCCAGGCUCUGCUGGAUGUCGUCUUCGCCAGGCUCAAUUUAAUCGAGACCUCAUACUUCGGCAUACGUUACAUAGACGAGGAGAACCAGACGCACUGGCUGGAUCCUGCGUCGCGCAUUUCGCGGCAACUCAAGCCCAAGUCGGACCCUUAUGACUUGUACUUCGGCGUGAAGUUCUAUGCCGCUGAUCCCUGCAAGCUGCUGGAGGAGAUAACCAGGUAUCAACUCUUUCUGCAAGUCAAACAGGACGUUCUGCAGGGCCGACUGCCUGUGGCCUUUGAACUGGCCGCCGAACUCGGAGCCUUUGUGGUGCAAUCCGAGCUUGGUGACUAUGAUCAGCGGCGCCAUUCGAAGGGCUAUGUGUCCGAGUUCCGGCUGCUGCCCAACCAGAGCAACGAGCUGGAAACCCGCGUCUCCGAACUCCACCAGCAGCUCAAGGGAAUGUCGCCCUCCAGUGCGGAGCUCAACUAUCUGGACAAAGUCAAAUGGCAUGAUAUGUACGGCGUGGAUUUGCAUCCCGUUCUGGGCGAGGACAGCGUGGAGUACUUCCUGGGCCUGACUCCUAGCGGGAUUGUCGUGCUGCGCAACAAGACGACGGUGGCUCAUUACUAUUGGCCGCGCAUUGCCAAAGUUUAUUAUAAAGGACGCUAUUUUAUGCUCAGGAUAAGCGAUAAAAAUAACGAGCUGAGCACCUACGGAUUCGAGACGCCUCGCAAAUCGGCCUGCAAGCACUUAUGGCGGUGCUGCGUGGAACAUCAUGCCUUCUUCAGGCAGGUGCGAGUGGCCCCUUUGCCCAGUUCGCAGUCGCAUGCCGCCGAUUUGUUCCAACUGGGAUCGCGCUUCAGGCACAGUCGCCCGGACAAGCAAACGGAGAAGGAUGCACUUUCCGCCGGACGAUCGCCGCCCGCCUUCACCCGCACUCCAUCGAAGCGCCAGCCGCGCCGCGUGAUUGAUGACUUUUUUAACAGCAAUAGCAAUGGCAAUGGAAACGGAAACGGAGCAAGUGGAGCGGGAACAUUAGGUGGAGGCAGCCACAUGGGCAACCGGCCCCUCCCCCAACCCGGAAUGGGCACCAUCUCCAACAACUACGACAGCCCCUAUCGCUCCACCUACAGCAUACCCACCAGCUUGGGGAUCCGACCCUGCCACCAGCAGCCCAACAACAACUCCAGCAGCUACAACAACAACAGUGGGGGCAACCUGCAAACGCCCGACUCCCCGCGCAGCACACGGAGUGCUCCCUGGCCAAGGUCCCAGCAGAGGUCCCUCUUCGGCCACAAUCCUUCGAGUCCGCGAUCCGUGAGAUCCGCUAGUACGGCGGGCGGUGGUCUGCACCACCAUCACAGCCACCACAGCCAUGGCCACGGCACCAGCCACCAUCCGCACCACCAGUCCUCGUCAGCGGGGCCCAACUCCUCGUCCUCGCACCACCACCGGCAGCAGCGGGCCAGCUCCUCCUCCGCCUCCCACCAGCAGCAGAGAUACCGCUCCAGCUCCGUUGAGAGCCACUCCUCCAACGAUUCCAGGUCCACGCGCAAGCAUAAGCACCGUCAUCGCCGCACCUCUGAUAAUGAAAGCGAGCUUUCGAGGGGAUCGGGUCGCUCUGGCAGAUCAGGACGUUCGCAUCAUCGCAAGCACCGCCGAUCCCACCGGCACCGAAGGGAUUCGGCUGGAGGAUCCGAUCACGACAGCACACGUGGUCGCAGCUACUCCGGACAUCGAAGCUCGUCGAUGAGAAGUGGAAGUGCCGAGCUCAUAGAUUCCACAUCGCAAUGGCGGGAGGUUCAGAGGCGCCAGGCGGAAGCAAGCCUGGGCCAAAGCUCUGUGCAACAGGCAGCUGUUUCGAAGAGCAGCAUGGUGGCCAGGAGUCUCCACAGCAACGACAGCCACUCGGACACCCAUUCGCACCACAAGUCCAGAAGGCAUCGCAAGAACAAGUCCCCAUCGGAAUCACGAAGCCGCAUGUGGAACAGUGAGCUAGCGAAGCACCUUCAAUUCGAUCUGGUGGACACGGAGGGCAUGUCGGAGCAACAAUUGCGGGAGAUUCCCUAUACGGUGGUGGAGACCACAUCGAAGAGAUCCAAUUCGAACCUGAAGAUCCACAAGAGCAACAGCAAGAGUAGCGUCGGGGCCAAGAGCACGGGAUCGGGCAACACCAUCACCAAUGGCAGUGGAUCGGGAAAUACAGGCCAGGCCAGGAAUCGCGUCGACCGUAUCAGAGGACUUUACUAUCAAAGCUCGCACCCACACGACACCAACGGAGUUCCUGGAACCGGAGGACAUGCACCCAAGAACGGUUCUAUCCGAUCGGCUAGCACUAUAUCUUCGAGGGAAUGCGAAAGAAAUAAUGGUCUGGUUAGAAUGAUGUCCAGCAUGAGCAUGGGCGACUUUAUCUCACCCACUGGCUCAAACCUGAGUCCUCUGGAGAACUCAGCUCUGCGUGUGUCUCAUGAGCACACUGACUCCGGACUGGGAGCUGAUCAGGAUUAUGCAUAUUCAUCGGAGAGAUCCAGCGACAGCACUCGCUAUGGCACUAACAAAUCCUCUGGCGCCUCCAGCGGAUCGCACCGGAAGUCGGGGGGCAGCGCCGGCGGCAACUACAACAACCUGAUGCAGCAGACCGUGAGUAACCAGCAGCAGCAGCAGCGCUCGCUGUUCGCCCAGCAGCAGCGCCAGCAGAAGAGCACCUACAAAUACGCCACAUCCUCGCCAUCGUCCACUAACCCAGGGAGCUCCUCGGGACUGGCGCCUGUCCACAACCCGGGCUCGAGCUCCAACCCGAACCCCAGUCAAAAUCCCAACAGCGCUACUAACUCUAAUCAGCAAUCGCCGGCUAACCGCCUGCUCCACUACACGACCUUCGAGAACAACCAGUACAAGUUCAGUCUGAACAAUGCGCUGGCCAAGAGUUCCAAGGGGGUCAUAAGUGGAGGAGGCAGCAUUAGCAACCUGGCCGGGAGUAUGGUAACAUCUGGUGUCGGUGGUCCAGGUUCUCAAGGUGGUGGUGGUGCUUUCAGCCGGCAGCGCAGCUUUGUGGAGUGGCCCAGCAAUCCGGCGUCGCCGUACUAUUACCAAGGUCCUUCGACGCAGCCGGCGCAGGUGAAGCGGCGGGAUGCCAAGUCAGAUAUUGGGGUGCCCACGAGGCGACUCUCCGGGCAGAGUCUUACCAAAACCCAGCUCCUAACUGGCGGUAACUCCCAGUUGGCCAAUGCAGGCUGUUAUCCCUUGCACUACGCCAGCAGCAGUGUCGCUGGAGCGGGUUACAAUCGUCCCUUAGGUCAGAGGUCAGGGGGCAGUGGCUCCUCCUCGGGAGGUUUUGGCCUGCAACCAGCCAAAUCGGAUCUCUUCUUGUCCUACAUACAUGGCGGGGAGUAUGAGAGGCCCUACAUCUACAACUAUAAGAUGCCGCAGAUGCCGGGAGGAGCAGGAGUAGGAGCCGGGCCAGGGGCAGGGGGUUCCCCGAAACAACAAACCACCGCUUACCACAUUUCUGGAUCACAGACCGCAGAUCCGCCGCCACCUCCCCCUCCACUUUACGGCGGCACGGCGCCCGCCAACGACGUCAUGUACUAUCAGUUCGACAAAGGAGCCGCCACCGUCGCUCCGUCAACGUCGUCGACAUCACCGCCCAUUGUCCAGCAGCCGCGGCAGUCGGGCGGUCCAUUAGUGUAUCUGCAACAUGGCCAGAAUGCGUCUGUGCCGGAGGUGCAGCAGCCAACUCUGGGAAGCAGCUUAGUGCGGAGCGGGCCAAGAAACGACGACUACGCCUGAAAUGGCAGCCAAGGCAACGACAUCAGCAAGGACAUCAAAUAAAACAAGCAAAUCAAAAAUUAUGACAGCACAGCACGGGGCAGGGCGGCCGAAGGAAAUGCCAAGCACGGGAUCCUGCGGCAGGGGAAAUUGUACUCGGAAAAAUGUAUAUGUCUGGGUGCAUGGUAUUUUUCUUAGCUGGCUUUUCUUUCUGGAAAACUAUCUCUAAAAGAUUGUAAUCAAAAUCAAGAACCUAACGCAUUUCUGUAUUUAAAAGAUAUUAGAAAAGUUAAGACCAAAGUUACUCCCUUCACUUUCCUUAAAAAGGAGGAUCCAUAAGCAUUGGAAAUUCAAGCUUUCCUUAUCAACUUGCCAUUUUCCUCAGUGUACUAGGACACGGGAUAGGGCCACCAUCUUGGCCAGGCCAAAGUGGCAAAGUGCGCAGCCAGCGGCCAAGAGACAAACGCCAAUGCUGACAACCCCCGAAAGGGGCGGGCGGGCUGGAGGGGUGGCCAUGGCGUCCUCGCCCCAAAAAGCAGUUAAGUCAAUAAAUUUACUGAUUUAAUGUGGCAAAAGUUUCGAUUGUUGUUGUCUCUGCCAUUUGCUGUGUUGUUUCAAGGGUUAGCAGUUUUUGCCGCCGGCAGAGGCAAAGGCGAAGGACAGAUCGAAUGAUGGUUUCCCUGGUUCCCUGGUGGAACGCCCGCAGUCGUUAUUAUAGCCAUUGUCCGGACUGUUUUCGUUUUAGUGGCCCCAAGGAACACGCCACACUUGGCCAAAUCCUAACAAAUGCUAGAUUAACACAAUUGGCAAACAAUAAAGGCAGCAAACUUAUAGGCCUUUAAGCGAUUGCUUAUUGGCAGUAGCUCUUCGGCGAGCGAACUGAACUGGGGACACAUUGAGUGAGUUGUUCUGUAAUUGGAAAUCAGCAUCAGGAAAUUUAAAUAAAUAUUUUGCCUAUUUGACAAACUCAUCAAUUAAUUUCCCGUUUUUUGCCAGCUGGUUGAAGAGCAAAGGUUAAAGGCCAACUAACGUUAUGACAGCCUUGGUCAACAGCAUGAAAUUUUAAAUUUAGAAAACAAAGGCCAGGGUAAACAAUGACCGCAGCAGAAAUGCAUUGCAUCAUAACUUUGAAAAAAGCGCAAACAAAAACGGUCAUAAAAAAUAUGAAAUUGCCAAUUGAUUUAUUGGCAGAAAACAUUUUCCAUGUCAAAUAGUGCGGAAAAUGCAAAAAGCGAGAAACAAAGGGAGAACUUUAAACAAAUACUCCUUUAUUUAUGCUGCAUCCCGUGUAUGAUUUAAUUAUUCAUCAUGUAGGCAAUUGCGAAUACUAGAUGGUUGACGGGGGAGGCCCUUUUCCGGCUCUAAGCGCCCCUUUGUCCUUUGACCUGCGGGCGGCAUAUGGCAUAUUUUUAUGCAUUUUUAUUUAAAAUGUUUUAUGCAUAUCGGGAAAAAGGCGAAAUAGGGUUAGGGAACUGAUGGCGGAGUAGAAAAAACAGAUCGGGCGCUUGGUAGGUAGCAAUUAUCUUUGAUGGCGACAGUUGCCAGACGAGGUGGUGACCCGUCCCUGACAUUGGAUGCGCCUCCUGCCCCGUCUCCCUGGGAGCCGCGUGUUAAUGAACGGGGCGUUUGACACUGGGCCACAUUUAUGCCAGACAAUUUGAUGCAUUAGCGUGCGAGUGCGAGUGUGUGUGUGUGUUUGUUGGCCAUGGGCCAUGGGCGUGUUUGCCCAAUUAAGACACACACACACACAUAAACUGGCAUACACAUACACACACACCCAUAAACGGGGAGGAAAAUUAAUUAAAUUCCUUGGCUUUGGCCAGCGCUCUUGAAGUUUGUUUAUGCAAUCUUGUACGUGUUUCCAUUAGGCUACAAUUCAAAGUUCAUUAUUGAAUGGAAGUGGGCGAGGCCUAGCAGAUAAACUUGCCUCCUGCGGCAACAAAUACGAUUUUCAAGUUGAAUGCAAUUUUAAUUAAUAGAAAAUCAAACAAACUUUGUAUAUCCUCGUGCAUAUACAAAACAAACUUGUCUUCUCCGGCAAACUUGUGUAGUUUGGCUACAAAAAGCGUAAGCCGCCGGUACACAAAGGCCGUAAGCUUAAGUGAGUGAAGGAUACUCGUACUCGUACUCGUCCUCAGACCUCUCAGAACCAUUCGAGUGUGUUUGUGCACCUUUCUGAUUUCAUUUACAAAUGAAUCUCACUGCCCGCCCAUUCGCCCAUUCGCCCAGCCCGCCCUUUGCUUAUAUGUUGACUUUUGGCAAAGAACUCGCCAUCAUAAAGGCAUCAAAUGGGCUACGGGCGAACGUGUCUUGGGCCAAAUUGAAUGAGCUUUUAAGUGUAUUGAGGCAGAGACAGAGCCAAGUCGCAUUCAAUGCGAUUAGUUACCGCACAUGUCUGCCACCUGAAUGGCUUAAUUCGAGGCUUAAAUGCAAAUCAAGGAGUGCUCUAAUGCUUACUUAUAUAUUUUUAAAUGAUUAGGUUCAGUCGGGUGCCUUAAAGGGGUAUUAAUAUAUCGAUUCACAAAAGUGUACAAAUAUAAAAGUGAAGAAUAGUUUCCGCUUGCACUCCAACUUCGAAACGCACUUUGCAGGCCAUUAAACAGAUCGAGUGAACUUGUUGUUUAAGAGCAGCCUUAACUGGAAAUUGGAGGAGGCCCUUUAAAGAGAGCCCCCCAACAGGCAACUAACUAACCCCUGGAACAACAAGGACUCAGAAGGAAUCGCUAUCCGCUGUGCAAUCAACAGAAAACCGCAGGGCGUGCGGCGCAUUUCGAAUGGGUUAGGGAGCAACAGUCCCUCCCAGAGACCACCUGAAACCAAUCCCCGACCCCAAGCAAUCUACCUGCCUUUUGCUGGCCACCUGUGCACGUGGUUUGAUUCGAAUGGUCAGCUGUUUGGCCGCCGGGGCUUUUGUUACCAUUCCCAUUACCAUCAGCUUGGCUUUUGGCAUUGUUGAUUGGGGGCCCUUGUUAUUCGAGUAUUUUGCGUGUAAUUAAAACUGUGCAGGGCCCGCGGUCCUAAUGAUAAAUUCAUAAGCUGGGCAGGGGUAUUUUGGUUGCUGUUUGUAAAUUAAUUAAAAUACUAUCGAAGCAUACAUUCCGUUGAUUUUGUCAAUAUUUUCCUAAUUGAAAUAUUAUUUACCCAGUCGAAAUUGUCGAUAAACAGCAUGUGUUUGUGUUUUGCCUGCGCCAUUAUUACGAUAGACCUGAAUGUUAUGUUAAAUUAGUAAGCCUAAUAUUGGGAUAAACAACUAGAUGUGUAAGUUGCAUGCCCCGUUUGUGCCUAAACUAGCGAAUAGAGAACAAUAGAGCGUGAUUAGAGCCCUGCAAGAAAGCUAAACCUUGUUUGUAUUUUCAAACCUCACCAAACCCCGUACAACAACCCCCAACCACCAAACCAACAAACCACCCCAAAUUGGAUUCGAUUUGCGAUCCCUGAAAGCAGACGCACUCGUCGCACUCCUGCAGCGA